AUGGAAAGAGAGGCUAAUAAGGCCACAACUCCAACAACUCAUACCCGCGACGCCUCGUUUUCUUCUUACCUCACCAGAGCAGAAGGAAACUUAGUGUUCAAGUCUCCUGCCUUGAACUUGAGCAAAAGGAUUGAUCAGGACGGCGAAAUUAGUGUCUUCGGCGCUGAAAGAUAUUUCAGCAUGAUGCUAGAAGAUGAUAGUCCAAGAGUACUUGUGGACUAUAACAACACAAGCAGAGCUGGUCUGCAGCUAGAGAAGCAAACAAAGACUAGCAGGCAAGGAACUCCUAGUGCUUGUUCUAAUGCAAGUUGGAACAAUCAAACUGAUUAUUUGCCUUCUUGGAGAAGAAACCAAUCUCCGAACAAGAAGAAAAAUGUGAAUGGAAAGAAGAUAUUUUCCGGCUUUGUCUGCAGUGGUUCUUGUUCAGAUCAGAAAUCCAUUCAUGUUCAUGAAGUUAAUGUUCGUGUUGCUAGAGAUUUCAAGAAACAAAGUUUUGGAAUGGAUCAUCAUGUCAAGAAGGAUCAACCAAGAUUUAAGGCCAAGGAGGUUGAGCUUCUACACCACUACCCUAGCUUUGGAGGAUCAAACAAAGAACAUCUUGCGUUUGCAAAUUUUGGAGCUAAAGAAGAGAAGGCAAAACAAGAAGAAGAAAAGCCACGAAAAUCCCUGGAUGUGUUUGGAUCCGAAAUCAUGAAGAAGGGAGAAGACAUAGUGGCAAUAAAUCUAGAGAGGAGACUUUCCAUGUUAUCUUGGGAUGCCAUUCCAAAACCUCAAAGCCACUCAAUUACUUCUGGAAAUGAUGAAAUGAGCAAUGAUGAUAAUGAGAGUGAUGCUAGUUCUGAUUUGUUUGAGAUUGAGAACUUAACCGGAACCGGUCAGCCAUUAAUGUUCACAAAGCAAGCAUCUGACGGAUUGACGUCCAUGGCUUCCCCAACCAAGUACGGGUCAAGUGAGGCCAGCAUUGACUGUAGUGUUGUCACAGCUAAUGUUUUCUCAGCUGCAGUUUCAGAUUACGGUAAGAAGAACUUAGUGCCGGCGAACCAACUGCAACAUCAAAGCUUGGAAUCAAUGUGGAAAGUAAGGAAAUUUACAAUCUGA
Molecule: messenger RNA, 1098 nt
Organism: Fragaria vesca subsp. vesca
Lineage: Eukaryota; Viridiplantae; Streptophyta; Magnoliopsida; Rosales; Rosaceae
Product: protein PHYTOCHROME KINASE SUBSTRATE 1-like
Exons: 1
Coding region: 1-1098 (365 amino acids)
Biological process (GO): phototropism
Source: RefSeq, a predicted model, not a curated record